Molecule: messenger RNA, 525 nt
Organism: Entrophospora sp. SA101
Lineage: Eukaryota; Fungi; Glomeromycota; Glomeromycetes; Entrophosporales; Entrophosporaceae
Source: the annotation of a GenBank genome assembly
AUGAAUGGGUGUAAAGCUUGUAAACAUAAUAUUAAAGAUGCAGAUAUAUCCAAUCUCGGAGCUUGUGGCCAAUGUAUAAUUGAUGCAAGUAAUUUCUUUUGUGAAUUCCCACAAGAAAAAGCCAGACCAGUAUUGUUUGAUUAUCCUAACAAGGAAUCUUCAAUGGUCCUUGAUAAUAAUGACGACUCGUUGUUCCACGAGUUUUUUUUUGAAGAACCAAUACCUGAAACAACAUUGGUUAUGACCGGAAUUGGCAAUAACCAUUAUAAUUAUAAUUGUACUAGUAAGCAACUACAUACCUCACAAUAUAUUUAUAUCCUGCAGCCGCAAGACUUUGUUCCUUGCGAGCACCCUCCAAGCACAGAAAUGGACCCAUUAUUGGGUCACUCUCAAGCACCACCAAGUAUUUUUGCCCAAGAGGGCACAGAAGAAUCAGCACCACAGGCAUCAGGCAUCGCAACACGGAAAAUGAUAUCAUCCUCGAGUUAUGAAAACUUCUUCAGAUCGCCAGACUUUUUUUUGUAG